AUGGCUGCUCCUACUGCUGUAAAGAACGUGGCGGAACCCGCUGUAGAGGUGCAGGCUAUUGCCCCUUCAUCCGUGGAAGAAGAUGACGAAAUGCUCAUUGAAGCUUCCACAGUGCCGGUUUCGAAUCAAGCUGAGGCUGAAAAAAACACUAAAGAAUCCGCUGGAGUUGUGUUGGAUGAAAGUGGAAAGCCCAAAUUUACUGCUGCUACCAAUAGCGGAAUGAAGGUCAAGCUUGAGAGCAGAAAAGUUGCUGUUCCACCACACAGAAUGACUCCGUUGAAGAAUGUUUGGCCCAAGAUAUAUCCUCCUUUGGUAGACCAUUUGAAAUUACAAGUGAGAAUGAACCUUAAGACUAAAACUGUUGAAUUGAAAACGAACAAAAGCACAACCGAUGUAGGAGCUCUUCAAAAAGGUGCUGAUUUUAUCAAGGCUUUCACUUUAGGAUUUGAUGUAGAUGACGCUAUUGCCUUGUUGAGAUUGGAUGAUUUGUAUAUCGAGACUUUUGAAAUCAAGGAUGUUAAGACUUUGACAGGCGACCAUUUGUCUAGAGCCAUCGGAAGAAUUGCUGGUAAAGAUGGUAAGACCAAGUUUGCCAUCGAAAAUGCCACCAGAACCAGAAUAGUAUUGGCAGACUCCAAGAUCCACAUCUUGGGAGGGUUUACUCAUAUCAGAAUGGCCAGAGAAGCUGUGGUGUCGUUGAUCUUGGGUUCUCCCCCAGGAAAGGUCUAUGGUAACUUACGUACAGUUGCCUCGAGAAUGAAAGAACGUUACUGAUUCUCACUUUGCAUUAUCCCUGUAAAUUAGUCGUAUAGAAAUGAAGAAAAGUCAUG
Molecule: messenger RNA, 830 nt
Organism: Scheffersomyces stipitis CBS 6054
Lineage: Eukaryota; Fungi; Ascomycota; Pichiomycetes; Serinales; Debaryomycetaceae
Gene: PNO1
Exons: 1
Coding region: 1-774 (257 amino acids)
Cellular component (GO): nucleolus
Molecular function (GO): RNA binding
Source: RefSeq, a predicted model, not a curated record